Molecule: messenger RNA, 9141 nt
Organism: Aricia agestis (brown argus)
Lineage: Eukaryota; Metazoa; Arthropoda; Insecta; Lepidoptera; Lycaenidae
Gene: Lrrk
Product: leucine-rich repeat serine/threonine-protein kinase 1
Exons: 55
Coding region: 225-7883 (2552 amino acids)
Biological process (GO): protein phosphorylation
Molecular function (GO): ATP binding; protein binding; protein kinase activity
Source: RefSeq, a predicted model, not a curated record
AAAAAUUGCUUUUAAAUAUUUACUUUACCAUAUUUACUAUUAAAUUACCAUUAAUUGUAAUAUACUUAUUACUUGUAAUAUAUUUGCUGUACUUUGAAGUGGGCCUGGACUCCAUACUGGACUAGAUAUGAAAGUAAAUGAAGGUGCGGCAAAUGGAAACGCUUGAGCGCUCUUUAAGUGCGGAUAUAGUAAUGUUUUGUUAGAAGUUAUUCGGAAAUGAGACAAUGGACCUUUCCCCAGACGAUGAGAACUUUCAGGGUCGUCUCCUGCAUCAGGCGGCACUGUGGGACAAUUUGGAACUACUACAGGAGUUGAUAAGCAAUGGAGCAGAAGUUGAUGCCAGAGACAGCCAUCAACGGAAUGCUCUACAUGCAGCAGCUCUGGCUGAACGGAGCCGCUGUUUGCCAGCUCUAUGUGCUGCUGGGGCUGAUGUGAAUGCUCGCUCAGAUGAGGAAACUGGUGGAAAGACAGCGCUGCACAUCGCUGCGGAGCGCGGCCACGCGGAGAACGUGCGGGCGCUGCUGGCGGCGGGCGCGGCGCUGGCGGCGACCACUGCGGCUGGCGACACCGCGCUCGCGCUGGCCGAGCGGCACCGCCACCGCCAUGCUGCUAACCUGCUGAGGGAGGCUCGAGAUGCGCAGGAACGCGAACGGCUGUCGCAGCAUGCAGCGCUGCGCGAGCUGGUGCAGCGAGGCGACGCUGCUGCGCUGCGGGACAAGCUGCGCGACAUGGGUACCGCCGCCGGUAUCGUUGCCAACCUCACCCCCGCCGGCACCAACACGCUGCUAUACGUUGCGUGCGAGCUGGGCGCUGCGGGCGCGGCGGCGGCGUUGGUGGCGGCGGGCGCGGACGGGCGCGCGCACCCCGUGACGCGCUACGGCCCGCUCUACGUCGCCGCCUACCACGGGCACGGGGACAUCGCGCGCAUGCUGCUGAGACACUUCCCGGAGGCCGUGCAGCAAGAGACAGUGGAGAAAUGGCUGCCUCUGCACGCCGCGUGUAUCGGCGGCCAUGCAGAGCUGGUGACGCUACUGCUGGACUACCCGUAUCCUGAACACUUGAUGAAUACCUACACCGACAGUACGGGCAAGUGGCAGUACCGGUUCGCGUUCGACGUGAACGCGCGCGACGCGAGUGGGCAGAGCGCGCUGUACGUGGCGUGCACGCUCGGCAACGCCGCAGUAGUCGACGCCCUGCUCGCAUGCACCGCGCCCGCUGCGCCUACGCAGCCGCUAGAGAAGGAUGCGAGCCCGCCGAGCGAGGCGGCGCAGGUGCUGAGUCCGCACCGAGCCGGCAUCUCCAUGGGCAUACAUGCUAUAGUCAGCAAACUGACCGGUGCUAGCAGGAAUAACGUCAGCGAGCCGGUAGAGCGGCGCGUACGCGUUGUGCGCGUGGACGCAGCGCGCGGCGCGGACUCGUGCGUCGCGGUGGCGGCGCGGCUCGGACACGCGCGCGUGCUGCGGAAACUGCUCGAUGCCGGCGCACGCGCAGACGCCAGCGCUGCGCCACCGCAGGAGUUAACCGGCUCGGAGUCGCGCGAGCGGCGGCGUUCUCGCAGUGCGUCCGUCACUCGCUCGCGAGCCUCCCCCUCGCCCUCACCUGCAGGAUACAAUGAGGAUCGCGAGGGUGGAUGGACGGCGCUGGCGGCAGCAGCACGCGCGCGACAAGCCGGUGCGGUCGAGCUGCUGCUGGCGGCGGGCGCCAGUGACGUCGGUGGCCGCGCCCUGCGUGAGUGCGCUAAACACGGCCUGCAUCAUCUCACUGCUGCUCUGCUCGCCACCAGGGCGUACGCGGAUCCCGAGUACAAGUUGAACCGGUCGGCGAUGGCGGAGCGGGUGCUGGGCGCGCGCGAUGCCGACGCCGCGCUCACGUACCGCGCGCGCUGCCCCACCACGCCCGUGCUGCUCAACUGGCGUGAGCUACGCUGCCAUCUCACGCACAUCAGGAUGUCGUGGAUCCGCCAGGCGGCGCUGCGCGUGAACCCGGCGGUGAGCGCGGGCGCGGCGGCGGCGCAGGCGCUCACGCGGCUCGAGCUGGCCAACAACGAGCUGCGCCUGCUGCCCCGCGAGCUGUUCAGCCUCGUCAGCCUUAGGUAUCUAAACGCGGCUCAGAACAAGCUGGAGCGUUUGCCGACGUCGGACGAUCCGUUCGAGGAGGAGGACACGAAGCGGCGCGGGAAGAAGCCGGCCAAGCGCGCCACGCCAGUUUACACGGCGCCCGUGCUGCAGGAGCUGUAUCUGCAGGACAACCGUCUAGAGGAGCUUCCGCCGGAGCUGUUCUCGCUGCCGGCGCUGAGCAGCCUGGACGUGUCCAACAACAAGCUGCGCGAGUUGCCGCCGCAGAUGUGGAGCGCGCCCGCGCUUCGCGACCUUAGUGCUGCGCUCAACCAUCUGCAGGACCUGCCGGCUGGGGACCGCGUGCAGGACGACAGGCGGACGUCGAUGACGUCAGAAUCCUCCGUUGCGUCGCCGACAACAAACUGCGCGCCGUUCGCGCUCGAUAACUCGAAGUCGAUGUCUCGAAGUCCGUCUAUCGAGCACAGCGAGGCGUCGCCCGACGACGACGACAUACCCGCACUCGGCAACAGAGCUGGACACGCGAUCUGGACGGAAGCGAAGCGCGCGCACGCGUGGCGGGGCCCGCGCGCGACGUCGCCGUGCCGCGACGCGCCGAGCGGGCAGGCGGCCGGUGCCAGCGUGCUCACCUCGCUCAACCUCGCGCACAACCAGUUCGCGUGCGUGCCCCCGCCGCUAGCGUGCAUGGCCCCCGCCCUCACACGGCUCAAUAUGGCGUAUAAUAAUUUGAGGUCCAUGUCGUACGUGACGUCAUACCCCACCGGGCUGCGGCAGCUCGAUCUCAGCCACAACCAGAUCAGCUGCUGGCCAAGUUUGCCGCAGGUGGAGAAGCUGGGCACAUCGGCGGACGACCCGCUGGCGUGCUACUGUCGCGCGCGGGCGGGCCGGCCACGCCCCCGCUCCGGCGGCUCCGUGCGUUCACAGCUGCUCAGCGCCGCCUGCCCCGCCAGACGACAUCUGCGGCUGGAGGGCGUGCGGACGCUGAUUCUAUCGAACAACCUGCUCACGCGCAUACAGCUGACCACGGACGACGACGGCCUCAUAGCCGCCUGCGACGCCGCCGCUGCCGAGGAGAAUGAUGAUGAAUGGAACGGCGAGUCGUCGCUCAAGGCGCGACUGCUGUUCCCGCUGCUGUCGAUGCUGGACGUGUCGUGCAACCUGUUGCGCGCCGUGCCGCCCGCCAUACACCUGCUCACCAACCUCUCCGUGCUCAAUCUUAGUGGAAAUAAGGAGAUCACGGAUCUACCGCCGCAGAUGGGUCUGUUAUCGCGGCUGUGGAGUCUGAACACGGCGGGCUGCACGCUGGCCGAGCCGCUCCGCUCGGUUGUGCGCGGACGCACGCGCUCCGUCGACGUGGUGGGAUAUCUCCGCUCCGUGCUGCAGGAGGCACGGCCGUACGCGCGCAUGAAGUUGAUGCUUGUUGGCGUGCAGGGUAUUGGAAAGACCAGCCUGCUGGAGUGCCUCAGACAAGAAUCUGCUUUACAUCACAGAAGGAAACCUACUGAACACUGGGCGAAACGCAUGGGCAACAAGUCGGUACGGCGCGGUAUGUCGACAGUGGGCGUGGACAUCGGCACGUGGGUGUACGAGCAGGCGCGCUCCAGCCGCGGGCCCGUCACCUUCAGCACCUGGGACUUCGGCGGACAGCAGGAGUACUACGCGACGCACCAGUACUUCUUGUCCCGUCGCUCGCUUUACCUCGUGGUGUGGCGCGUCCCGGACGGGCGGCGCGGGCUAGCGCAGGCGCUGCACUGGCUGCGCUCGAUUCAGGCGCGCGCGCCUGGCUCGCCAGUCAUCAUGGUUGGGACGCACUACGACCUGGUUAAUCAUAGUACGGUGCCUGAAAGCGAGAGCCCGUUAGCGCUGCAGCGUCUGAUCCGCGGCGCGGUGAUGGCCGCCCCCGACGCCGACAAGCUCGGCCUGCCCCGCGUCCUCGACUCCGUAGAGGUGUCGUGUAGUACUAAACACAAUAUCAAGCUGCUCGCUGACGUCAUCUACUCCGUCGCGUUCAGCGUCAAACCACCAGGUAGCAAGGAGCCGCUGCUGGAGCAGCGCGUGCCGGCGACGUACCUGGCGCUGGAGGAGUGCGUGUCGCACCUCGCCGCCGACCUGCCCGAGCCCGUGCUCAGACACGAUACAUACAAACGACUGGUGACUCAGUACAUGCAGCAGAAGAAUCUGCGGAUGUUCCGCGACGCGGCCGAGCUGCAUCAGGCUACCAUGUUCCUGCAUGAAAACGGUGUGCUACUCCACUACGACGACGCGACGCUCAAGGAGCUGUACUUCCUGCGGCCGCAGUGGCUGUGCGACGUGCUCGCACACGUCGUCACCAUACGCGAGAUCAAUCCCUUCGCUAACAAUGGUAUAAUGAAGGUGGACGAUCUCUGCCACGUGUUCAAGUCGUCGCCGGUGCUGGGGGGCGGCGCGGGGGGCGGGGAGGAGGCGCGCGCGCUGGCCGUGUCGCUGCUCAACAAGUUCGAGCUGGCGCUGAGCUGGGACCACCGCGCGCUGCUCGUGCCGCCGCUGCUGCCGCUCACCGAGCCCGUGCGCCCGCAGCUGGCGCUCAAGUCUCGUCCGUGGCCGGGCACGCCGCGCCGCUCCGCGCCGAGCUCGCUCAGUGCGCUGCCGCACAUUGAAUCAGUCCACGGUACAGAAUCACCCAUGCUUAUAAACGAGGAGGCUAAUGGCGUGUGUCGAGCACACGCGCGCGCCGGCGGUGCGGCGUUGCGGCGCGUGCUGCUCAUGUCGUACGUGCCGAGCGGGUUCUGGCCGCGGCUGUGCGCGCGCCUGCUCGCCGACCCCGCCCUGCCGACGUACGCGCCGCAGUUGUAUACGCCGCCAGAGAUGGACGUGGACGAGUCAGUGGGCAAGGCCCUGGAGCUCAACUGGAGCUGGAAGCUGUGGCGGACAGGGCUGAAGCUGGUGAGCGGCGAGCUGACGCUGCUGGCGCUGCGUGAGAUCCCCCCGCGCCGGGACCCGCUGCUGGGCGCUGUUGCUGAGGACGACGAGCCUGAUGAGAUAUAUCAUACCAUGAGGUUCCGCGUGCGGCAGGAGGGGGCGUGGUGCGACCUUGACUUCCAGUCGUCAGCGUGCGUGGAGAUAGUACUGCCCGCGCCGGUGUGCGUCGUGCGCCGCGACGACGGCCUGCCCAUCGCCGCCUACCAGAGUAUUAGCCUGGACCCGAACCUGGAGGUGCUGGCGAAGAUCCUGGCGCUCGUCUCCGACCACGUCGACCUCCUGCUGGAGGACUGGUAUCCAUCGCUCGGUACACGGUUUGUGCACACUUCCGAGGGGCGAUGCCUCAUAACGCGCGUGGUGCCGUGCCCCGCCUGCCUGCGCGACGCUCCGCAUGAGCCUGUCAACGAUCACAUAGCUCAGGCGUUUCGUCGCCUGGACCUGGGCCACAUGGAGGGGAGGCGAUUGCGACUGUCGGAGGAGUCGCGCAUGUCCGACGGCGACAGCGGCGUCGGUGCGGAGUCUAACUCGUCGUCGCGCGUGGGCUCGACGGAGGGCGGGGGGCGGGGCGAGGAGCGCGCGCGCGCCACGUGCUGGGCGCUGGAGGAGUGUAUCGCGGCGGCGUGCGGCGGCGCAGACCUGCGCUGCCCGCUGCACGCGCACGUCGCGCUCGCCGACGUCGCGCCGGACACGCUGCUGCUGGACGUGGAGUCGUGUCGUCGCGCGCGUUGGGACGACGUGGUGGUGUCGGGCGUGGUGGGGCGGGGCGCGUUCGGCACGGUGCUGCGAGGGACCUGGCGGCGCCCCGGCCGACCGCCCCUGCCGGUCGCCGUGAAGGCGCUGCAGCCGGUGCCGCCGCCCUCGCCAGCUGAUGUGCCAGCUCUGCAGGCCUAUAAGGUGGCGGCGUCACGGUGGGAGCGGUCGCCGGUGGCGGCGGCGUGUCGCGCGUACUGCGGGUUGCGGCAGGAGCUGGGCAUCCUCAGCCGACUGCGGCACGCGCACGUACUGCCGCUGCUCGCCGCCUGCGCCGCGCCGCUCGCGCUGCUGCUCGACAUCGCACCGCAGGGUUCGCUGGAGGCCGCACUGCGGCGGUACCGCGGCUGCGGGCGGCGUAUCGGUGCGCGCGCGGCGCGGGCGCUGGCGCUGCAGGCGGCGCGCGCGCUCGAGUACCUGCACGCACAUCGCGUUUUAUACAGAGACCUUAAGUCUGAGAACGUGCUGGUGUGGUCGCUGCCGUCGCCGCAGGAGGCGCCCGCCGCCGAGCUCAGCGCCGACCCCAUUGACGUGCACAUCAAACUGGGAGACUAUGGUAUAUCCCGUCUGGCGGCGCCGUCGGGCACGAAGGGUUUCGGCGGGACUGAGGGGUUCAUGGCGCCGGAGAUCAUGCGAUACAACGGCGAGGAGGAGUACACGGAAAAGGUGGACUGUUUCUCGUUCGGCAUGCUGCUGUACGAGAUCUUCACGCUCCGACAGCCGUUCGAGGGCCACGAGGCCGUUAAGGAGGCGGUGCUAGAGGGCGCCCGCCCGCCGCUCUCGCCGCGGGAGCUGCAGUACCCAUGCAGCCUGUUAGAGACGAUGCGCCGGUGCUGGGCGGGCGCGCCGGAGCUCCGCCCCUCGGCCGCCGCCCUCGUGGCUGUGGCCGCGGCGCCCGAGAGCCUCGCGCUCCAGGACGCGGCCGCCGCCUGCGCGCCGGUACCCCCUGGCGUUCCGCCCCCGCCGCCCGAGCCAAACACGCACGUGCCCGCCACCGCAGUGCCGCUACGCGCUCUCAACGACGAGGGCGCGGAGGGGUGGGAGGUGUGGUACGGCGGGGGCGAGCGCGUGCACACGCUGCUGGCCACGCCCACCACGUUCCUGCAUCACCACACCGUGCGAGUGCCUCCAGAGGAGGGCAGCGCGGUGGUGGUGACGGCGAUGUGCCGCGUCGGCGCGAGCGUAUGGGUCGGCGACUCCGCCGGACGCGUCUGCGUGUAUUCGGCGUCGACGUGUGCGCUGCAGUGGGUGACACGCGUGGUGGAGGCGGUGGGCGGGGCCGCGUCGCCGGUGGCGGCGCUGCACGCACUCGCGCCGCUGCCGCGCGUCGCGCUCGCACUUGAGACGGGACGGCUGUUCCUGGUGAGCUCCAGCCGGCCGGAGGAGGAGGGCAGCUUCGUGCUGACGGAGCUCGGCACCGCCACCUCACUCGCGUGCCUCGCCGCGCUGCACAUCGACCAGCGGGUGGAGCUUUGGGCGGGCGGGGACGGUCUACACGCGUACGCGGUGAGCGCGGAGGGCGUGAGUGCGGCGUGCACGUUGCCCGCGCGUAGGUCCGCCCCUGACGCCGCCCACGACGCGGACGCUAGCUCCGAUCCUGAGGACGCCGAUACGGUGUCGUUACUUGCAGCCGCUGCGGAUUCCACUUUCGUGUAUGCUGUGUAUAAAGACAGUACACAGGUGUACUCGUGGUGCGCUUUACGCAAGCGCGUGGCGACGCGUCUGGACUGCAGCAAGCUGGUGCCGUGCUCCGAGAGCCUGCAGUCCAUCGCCAUCGACGAGAGCCUCAAUGAGGAGCGAUGUCGAGUGACGGGCGUGUGCGUGUCGGGCGAGGUGGUGGUGGCGGGCACGGCGUGGGGCUGCGUGGUGGUGGCGACGCGGGCGCUGCAGCCGCUCACAGUCUGCCGGCCGUACGACGCCGCCGCACGCGUGCUGCUGCCGCUCCCCCCGCAUGCCGCGCAGGCCCCGCCCAUGUUGGCGACGCUUGGCGACGGGUACCGCCCCCUACUGCAGCGGUACGCGCCGCAGCAGUCCAACCCUACGAGCUACACGGGGCUGUACUGUCUGUUGUGGCGGGCGCAGCACUGGCUGCCAGACUAGACUGCAAGAAGAGAAGCCUCCAGGACAUAGACCGUUCUAGAAUAUAGAACUUUGUAAAAGUACCCACAGAUGGAGAUAGUUGCUUUGAAUACAGAGAAUUUAUAAAGGCUUGAGAAAAGUCUACUUUUAGGAGUCCAUACGCCUUCCAUGAGUAGGUAGACAGUUAUAGAGUUUCUUCAUAAGGCUUUUGUGAAGUUUGGAAUAUGUAAUAUUUGUCACAUUUUAUAAUAUUAUUAUGAUGUGCUUGGCAUAUUUUGGUCCGAAUUAUGUUGUUAGAUUAUCAAAGUUGUAUUUGGUUGUAUUUUGAUAUUUUAACGAUGUUGUCCAGUGAGACUAUGUGAUUUAUGGGCGAAAAAAUGAGAAUGGCUAGUUAAAAAUGGGCGAAUCUCCUGUGUAUUGUGCGAAAUUGAGUGAAAAACUUAAAAAGAUUUUAUUCAUUGUUCAACUGAAUUUAUCGUGUGAGAAAAUGUAGUUCCAGUGUCAAAAAAGUUAAGACUGUUAGUUUUGUCACGACGAAUCAUUUAGUUUUUUUAAUAUUUAAAUCGUUACAGCAUUGUAGCUUUUUUGUGUGUAAAUGUGUCUUAUAUAAGAGUAGCCUAAUAUCUGUACCUGAGGGGGUAUUUCUACUAGUAGAAGAUGAAUCUCUACAACUAAAAUGACAUUGCUAAUGCCCCAACGUAAAACAUCAGUACGUAAACUACAAUACUCAUUUGUUCAAUUAGUUAGCUAUGGCCCAAGUCGGCAAGCUAGUCAUUCAUAUAAAUGUGACCAGUAUCGUCGUUGGACCUUUAAUGAUGUUAAAAACAGAUUCUUUUUUGUCUUUCUGUAUUUAAAAAUCUGCUAAAGCGAUAAUGACCUUUAGCUUGUGGAUCGCCAGAAGAGUUAGUACACCCAGUGAGUAGUUAUUACUACUUAAUAUACUAUUAAGAACUUGUAGGUAUGUAGAAUGAGAAUGUAAUGACUAAAAUUGCUAUUGCUUAUAUUAGUACCUAUAACAUUCCUCUUUGUAUAUUUUUUACUUUUGUGUUUUAUGAUCGCAUCAAACACAGUCACAAACGGUGACUGCUCCAUGAAUUUGUAAACCAAAGCUAACUUAAGAUGUUUUUAAAUAUGAAAUGUUGAUCUCAUUUUGAGUAUUACGCUUAGCUGGUGCUCGUUAUUUGGCGCCGUUGUAGUUUUUAAGAUUAGUUAGCGAUGUGCUUAGCUUUAACUACUAUAUUCUUACGGCUUUCUUAAUAAACGAAUAAGACAGGACUAA